Molecule: messenger RNA, 1533 nt
Organism: Ylistrum balloti
Lineage: Eukaryota; Metazoa; Mollusca; Bivalvia; Pectinida; Pectinidae
Product: monocarboxylate transporter 12-like
Exons: 5
Coding region: 1-1533 (510 amino acids)
Biological process (GO): transmembrane transport
Molecular function (GO): monocarboxylic acid transmembrane transporter activity
Source: RefSeq, a predicted model, not a curated record
AUGGCUGUAGAUGAAAAGAAUAACACACAAACAAUAAGGUUUGGCAGCAAAACUGUUGAAAUUGGCGGAUCACCUCCUGAGCAAGUUGAACUUGUGAAAAGUGAUGUGGUGGCGAUAAAGGAAAGGAUACCGAUGGCAGGUGACGACGAUUAUUCAUACAGGAAGUGGUUUGUGCUAGUUGCUGGUUUUUAUGGCAACAUGUGUAACGCAUUUGUGUUCAAUAUGGCUGUUUUAAACACAUCUUUCCUCGUGGAGUUCGGCAAAAGUAAAGCGGAAACAGCUCUUGUACAGUCAACUACGGCAGGAAUGUUCUUAACCGCAGGAGUAAUCGUGGGAUCGUUUGUAUCUAGAUAUGGUGCGAGGAAAGUAGGCAUGGCCGGAGGAAUGCUUGCUUGUCUUGGUACCAUCGCCUCGUUCUUUGCGUCAUCUGUUCCAUUCCUUGUUGUCACUUUGGGCAUUUUCACAGGCACUGGACUGUCCGCUUGUUACAUUGCUGCUCAUACAAGUGUUGGGGAAUACUUCGAUGGAAAAUCGAGACUCUUGGCUUUGUCGCUAGUAUCGUUUGGUGCCGGAUGUGGGAAUAUUCUAUACCCUUAUUUCCUCGAUGUUCUGACAAGAGAAUUCGGGUUUAGAGGAUGUUUGUUAAUACUCGGAGGGCUAAUGAUGAAUAUUAUUCCAUGUUUCGCAGUAUGUAAACCCCAAAUUGUCUCUGCUUUGAAGUCGACAUUUACUGACAUCGACAAGAAAACUAUUAGCAGUAAAUACCACUGCACUCAAACAAAUUGCAAAUGGUUUACACUUAAAAGACACAAACUCGAAAAAAAAUCCGAAUCAACGUUAAAAAGAUACCAUUCAGUAAAAAGAAGAUUUCAGACACUUAUUCAAAACAAGAAUUUUGUUUUGUUUACACUGGCUAUCGUUACUGCUAUACCCUCUUGCGAUUCCAUAAUUAUUUUUCUCAUCAACUUUCUCCAAAUGAAAGGCUUUGAUCACUCAAAGGCGAUAUCGAUUUAUUUUUGUCAGAAUCUCUCGAAUGCCAUGUCUCGUUUUUUACCCGGCAUCUUGGAUUUAAUACCACAUUUGAGUGUUUUGUUAAUUCCGUCUUUUUUGACAAGUAUCGCGGCCAUAUCCUGUGGUCUCCUACCAACCGCUACCUCUUACGUACAGCACAUUGUACUACUGGGAUGUUUAGGCAUGGCACGAGGGGCAAUCUCGACCUGUAUGCCCGUAACAACAAUGAAGUUGGUUGGAAAAGAUCUGUAUUCCACUGGCCUUGGGGUCUGUUUAACAGUCGUGGGUAUUAGCUGGAUGUUGUCUGGACCUAUCACAGGACAUCUAAGGGACGUAUCCGGUUCAUAUGAUCUGGUAUUAUACUGUGCGUCAGGCAGUCUUUGUAUGGCCACCUGCUUGUGUGUGGUGGCGGCUAUAUUUAGAAAGUAUGACAGAAAAAGGACUCCGAAAGACAUUAAUCUAAGGAAUCAAAUGAAUUCCAAAACAGUUAAUGUCGAUAUGUUUGUUACUGAGAGUGAUUAA